AUGGCCUCUCCAAAUGGCGCCAAUGACAAUGCAUUUGGUCGCGUAGGCCAUGGAAAAGUGCCUUGGCACGAGGCUCAGGUGGAGAGCUUGGCCCGAAGCAUCCUGAACCACAUUCCUGAGAGGGCCCGCAUGAUGAUCUUCGAUGACUACGCCUUGGCUGGCUUACAGGUGAUCACCUUACCGGAGGAUGCCUUCCCCACCAGGAUUCCUUCCGGCUUUUUUCUGAUGGACGUAGUCCUUCGCUUCGAUUCCAUUAUGAAAGGCCGCUUGCUCCUCAAGCCAGGGCAGAAAGAGAGCACCAAGCAGGACAAGGUUGUGAUGGCGAAGGAAGAGAUGGAACGCCUCAAGCGUUUGCUGUCAGCUCGGCGCGCUGCCGCUGCUGCUCAACAGGAAUCGGCAGAUGAGGCUGAGGCUGCCGAGGAAGAGGAGUCUGAGCCUGGUACCCCAGAUGAGGCUGCCAGCGACCCUGAGACUGACACCGACACCUGCGCCAAGCAGAUGUCGAGCACAGAUGUGCCUGACGGUGAAGAUGGUGAGGAGAGCGACUCACAGGACUCUGAGAAAACCUUGAUUCUUGGUCAGACCAGCGAUCGUGACUCAGAUCUUGAUGAGGCUUCUCAAGACCAAGAUGUGGAGAUGUCAGACAGUGAGCCUGAGCCAACUCGCAGCGUGCUGAAGCGCAAGCGAAGUUGCUAUGAUGUUGAGGCUGAGUCGCUGAAGGUGAAUGGGCCAAAGCCCAAGUGCUCCGCCAAGAAGCGCAACAAGGGCAAGGCGUCCUUCCGUCGGGGCGUGCAGAAGGCCAACAAGACCAAGAAGGCCAAGAAGGGAGAGGGCACCAGCGAAGGCAGGGUUCAGGAUCCUAAAGGGAAUCUUUGUGAUGUCACCGUGGAUGUGCUUCUGAGAGCGAAGGCCUACUACAUCAAAAAGGCUACGCCGGCUGGUCGGCUUGGCCAGAUCAGUUGGAAGAAAUUUGGUGGCCCACAUCCGGCAUGGUGUAUAGCGCUGGACCAAGCUGCUUGCGGCAAUGCUGGCAAGAGCUGA
This is a messenger RNA of Durusdinium trenchii, 1041 nucleotides long. NCBI's taxonomy places the organism in Eukaryota, Dinophyceae, Suessiales, Symbiodiniaceae. The record is from the annotation of a GenBank genome assembly.